This is a messenger RNA of Thlaspi arvense, 399 nucleotides long. NCBI's taxonomy places the organism in Eukaryota, Viridiplantae, Streptophyta, Magnoliopsida, Brassicales, Brassicaceae. The record is from the annotation of a GenBank genome assembly.
AUGUAUCUUCCUCUUCCAUUGAUUGGUCUGCAGUUCUUAUUUACCUCGGCUCAUGCAUCGGCACAACCACUUUUUCAGCAAACAUGCGAGCAAUCAUUCUCACAUUAUGACGUAUAUGGAGAUGGCUAUAUCUCCAUUCAAAAACUUGGAGACGCGCUGAAACAUAGAAUCCCAAACUUGAACAAGUACGAGAUUCAAGGGAUGUACAUUUCGUUAGACGAAGACAAAGAUCAAAGAAUAAGCAAGAACGACUUAUUGUCCUCCUUAAGAAAAAACCCUCUUCUCAUAGCUAUCUUCCCAAUCGAGAGUACAAACACGGACUUGCUUAUAUGUAGAACAUGUACUAAAUUAAAGAAUUGGUCAUAUAUACAUGAUAGACUUUUAUGGGGUUAUUCAUGA